Messenger RNA from Cuculus canorus (common cuckoo), 2199 nucleotides. It is a transcript of the gene SLC25A19, whose product is annotated as solute carrier family 25 member 19. Gene Ontology annotation, biological process: thiamine pyrophosphate transmembrane transport. Gene Ontology annotation, molecular function: thiamine transmembrane transporter activity. The record is from RefSeq and is a predicted model, not a curated record. The transcript is spliced from 7 exons. NCBI's taxonomy places the organism in Eukaryota, Metazoa, Chordata, Aves, Cuculiformes, Cuculidae. Gene Ontology annotation, cellular component: mitochondrial inner membrane. Bases 60 to 1028 code for a protein of 322 amino acids.
ACAUCGCUCCGCGCGCAGGCGCACUGCGGCCGCGCCCUAACGGCUGGGACCCCAGCACCAUGGUGGGCUACGACCCCGAGGCCAGCUGCGUCUCCUCAGCAGAAGCAGCUGCAGCAGGAUCUGCGUCCGGCUUGGUCACCCGCGUCCUCAUCAGUCCCCUGGAUGUCAUCAAGAUCCGCUUCCAGCUUCAGAUCGAGCAGCUUUCCUCCAGAAACCCGGGGGCCAAGUACCACAGUAUCUUGCAGGCUGUACAGCGCAUCUUCCAGGAAGAGGGGCUGGUUGCCUUCUGGAAGGGCCAUGUUCCCGCUCAGUUCCUUUCAGUCGGCUAUGGAGCUGUUCAGUUCAUGGCAUUUGAAAGCCUGACAAAACUGGUGCACAACGUCACCUCGUACGAUGCCCGCGAUUCCUUCGUGCACUUCGUCUGCGGCGGGCUGGCUGCCUGCACAGCCACAGUUGCAGUUCAGCCAGUUGACACACUGCGCACCCGCUUUGCUGCUCAGGGUGAGCCUAAGGUCUAUCGCAACCUUCGCCACGCAGUGGUGACCAUGUACCAGACAGAAGGGCCUUGGACUUUCUACAGAGGUUUGACCCCCACCAUUGUUGCGGUCUUCCCAUAUGCUGGUCUCCAAUUCUCAUUCUACAACAUCCUGCAGCACUUCUCCGAGUGGGUGAUUCCAGCUGAAGGGAAGAAGGGAGGCAAUGUUAGAAACCUCGUUUGUGGCAGCUGUGCCGGCAUCAUCAGCAAAACCCUCACUUACCCUUUUGACGUGAUCAAAAAACGACUGCAAGUGGGUGGCUUUGAGCAGGCCCGGGCAGCGUUCGGGCAGGUGCGGGUGUACAGGGGUCUCCUGGACUGCAUGCAGCAGAUCAUGCGAGAGGAGGGCCCAGGAGGAUUCUUUAAGGGCCUUUCGCCCAGCCUGCUGAAGGCUGCUGCCUCUACUGGUCUCAUCUUCUUCUGGUAUGAGCUGUUCUGCAGCCUGCUCUGUGCCCUGAAGAGCACCAACAGCACUGCCAGGAAGGAGGGCUGAAAGGGCAAGAGUUUGGCUGCCUAGUGUUCCCCAGAGGAGGGGAAAUGACGGCUUUGCUCUGUCCUGAGCGUGUUGGGAAUGUCCAAGCUCCCAGAGCUCCACCAGCUUGUAGGAAAUGACGUGGGGCCAAGCAGAAGGAGAAUGCAACUGCGGUUCUGCUGGAGACACUUGGCUGCUUUGCUGGGAGCUGUGCCACUGAGUGCUUUUCUCUCCGUCUCCUCCCAUAUCAGCACACAUGUAGUGGGGGAGAGGGGAGCCAAGCAGACGCUUGCCUAACAGAGACCGCGCUCUGACAGGGCGCCUGAUGGUGGAUGAAUUCUGUGCUUGCCUGGAUUGCACAGUGGUCCUGGCUUAGCGAGGGCUGUUUAACCUGCAUACACCACUGCUCACCACUGCAUCCGCACACCUUUGUUUCCUUGCUCACGGCCUGUUGUCUGUGCCAUAUUCUUUUCCCCACAUUGCACGGGUAGCUCUGCUGCUGUGAGCUCGGCUCUAGCCUCUUCAGUGUGCUCAGAACCUCGGGUUUUCUUUUCUUUGCUGCCAGCUACUGCUUCCUGAUAGCCACUCGCUGGCUGCGCAUCCUCUGCUGCCUUAAACACCGAAUCUGGUGGAUCAUACUGACCCAGACGUUCUCUUUCCUUAACUCUGGUGGUGUUGAUUGUACCUUAAGUGCUGGCCGCUCUUCCUGCGUGUUCUGCCAUGCAUCUCUUUGGGUUUUUAUUGCCUCAGUCUGCUCUUUACCUGCAGACUAAGAAGCCCCCUGUAAGGGGACUCAACGCACAAGGCCAGUUCUUACCUCAAGGCACUUUGCAGUGAGUAAACAAAUGCGUGUACAGCUGUAGAAAUGCUUUGUCUAAGUCGGAAUUAUGAAGGAAAAAUCCUUUGGAAACUGGUAAAUGUCUUUAAAAAAAGACAAAACCCUCUUUUGAAUGUUUCUAGCAAGUGUUUCUGUAGUGGCCUCUACAUUUCUGACCCCCAGUCCCGCAGUGCUGCUGACAAAGGGCAGUGCUUUGACCAGAUCGGCUGAGGUGAGGGGACCGAACAUUAAGUCAGAACUGGUUGGUUUGUCUCAGUGCUUGAUGAGAAAAGGAGGAUAGGAUUAGAGCUGGAGAGGUGUUUGCCUGGAGUUUCAAACAUUUUGUCAGUGGCUAAAAAAAAAAAAAAAAGAGCA